GUCCUCUCAGUGGUCGCAAUAGAAAAUAUUUCGCAUGAAUUUGGACAGAAGUUGCUUGAAUAUCUUACUACCAGUUUGGGCACUGUGGUCCUCAGAUGAAGGAAACAUACACACUCAACAACAGAAAAAUGUCAUAUCUGAGUGCAACAAGUAAUCACACAGAAACUUCCAUCAUCAGGAACUCAAAUAUAACAAAUGAUCUUGGUCAUCCAUUUUCAGAUCCUAUAGUAGGUGGCAGAUUAAACGGGAUGUUCUACAUUCUAAUCAGUAUUUCUGGGUUUACUGUCACCAUUGUCAUUUUACUGGCAAUUCUGUGGAUGAUGAAGUAUCGCACUAUGAUUCACACCAUUCGAGAGCUGCGGGGUGUUGAGGGUCUAUUGGGCAGAGCUCCUCCAUCCAACCCCCCAGCUAGAAGUCCCCUAACCUUGAGGAAGUGUCUGGUGCGUGAGACUAGAAGCCCUCCCACACUAGAGCUUGUCUCUGUCCAUCUGGGACAGGAGUCACAGGACACCAGCUUAACCACUCCCCUGGAAAGGCAGACAACCAAGUCAGCUUCUAGGUCUCUCUGGAGACCACAGCAAACGGGUUCCUGCUUCAACACGUCUGGGCUGGGUCUACAGCAAAUCAUCAAAGCAGGGAGGGAAGGGGUGUACUACAAGGCUAAGAUGAUGCGUGGCACCUGCAAGGGCCACUUCAUUGUCACCUGCAAGAUUACCAAAGAGGGGAUUACUCACAGGAGGGUAGCCAGAGAGGUGAGCAUCAUGAGGAAACUGGGUACACACAAGAACAUACUGCAGCUGCUAGACUGGAACAUCACACAGGCUCCUUACAUGCUGAUCCUAGAGUCGGUGAGCAGUGGGACCCUGCGCAGUUUCCUUCAAGUGAAUCAAGACCAACUGAGCAGGGACAGUCAACUGCAAAAUCUCUUCACCACAGCAGCAUAUCACAUUGCCCAUGCCAUGAGACACCUGUGCUCUAACAUGGUGGUGCACUGUGACCUAGCCCUGAGGAACAUCAUGGUGAACCAUUUCCCCAGAGAGGUGAAGCUGGCAGAGUUUGGACUGGCCCAAGACCUGACUCACAAAAGGAGCCAUCGCAGCAGCCGCAAAGGGGACCACAUGCAAAGAGUGCCCCUGCGUUGGUAUCCCCCUGAGUACUUCAAAAACAACUACUACAGCUUCAAAGGGGAUGUCUGGGCAUUUGGCAUUGUGCUGUGGGAGAUGCAAACAUUUGGGACAUUACCAUAUCCUAACCUGGAGGCUCCAGAGUUGGUGGUGCGCUACGUCUGCUCUGGAAACAGGAACUCAGUACCAGAGACAUGCAGGCCAGAGAUACUGCAGAUGAUUAGGGACUGCUGGCUGGAGCCCAACACCCAAAGGCCCUCCUUCAACGACAUAGUCAGGGUCCUGGAGAACAUCCUGGAGGAUGAUGCAGAUUACAUCAAAGUGGACAACGGAGUCCUACUGGCCAAUAUUGAAUUUGGCGACCAAGGUCAAAUCUGCCCCACUCUCCUUCACAGAGACUAAAUAUGUGUAAAUUACUUCAAGUAGCAUAACAUGUUUGGAUGUGCAUGUUUGCAAAAUCUGUUUUCUUUCCCUUUACUUAGGGUAGUAGGUCUACUACAAUGAAACUAUAUUGAAUAAUGCAUCCUAAAAGGCCUACAGAGCCCCUCAGGUACAAAUAAUAAGAACAUUAUUCACAUGAUACAGUACAUGACCGGUGCACAGUAUUUGGUUCCAAUGCAACGUUUUCAUUGUGUGUGUUAGAAAAGCUGUACAUUAAAAGGCCUACAAUUGUUAGUGAUUUUGAUGUGCUUUAAAUCAAUUUAUGUAUGGCAUUAGCCUGGACUCUGGGUUUUGUCCAGGGGUUCAUGCGAGGAUUAGGGUUUGGCCUACUAAGAUUUAUGGACUUGAAAUAAAGGGGAGUAGCUAGUUAGCCAGCUAAGUUCUUGAAAAAAGACACCACAAACACUGCUAGACACUCUAGAGACCCAGUCCCAUGCCUAUCUUUGGCAGCAGUGGGUAGUAACGCCCUACAAGUAACAUGUAUUUAAAGCUGCAAUAUGUACCUUUUUGGCUGACCCAACAACAAUUCUCAUAGAAAUGUGAGUUAUAGAUCUGUCAUUCUCAUUGAAGGCAAGUCUAAGAACUCGAUGUUUAAGAAGUGGUAGAUCUGGUCUUUUACUUGUGGUUUUGUACACAAGUUUAAAACAGUUGAAAAUACAAUAUUUUUGGUUAUGGAAAAAAAUAUUUCACAGCAGUGAAACUUGCUUGUUUUGUCACAUAAAAUAAAAUUAGGCAAGCUAUUCGAUUUUAGCAACCAGGAAAUGGCUGAGCGAUUUCUGUAUAGUGCAUCUUUAAGCACAUUUUCCCCUUACAAAAAAGAUAGCAGUUUUGAAAUUGCAGUAAAAAUGCAGUAACUGCAGUCGACUGUGGUAUUUUGGAAGCAGUAUUUGCCGCAUACUGCAGUUAUACUGCACUCUAACUGCAGUUAUACUGCAGUUAUACUGCACUCUGACUGCAAUCUUUUUAAGUAAGGGUUGGUGUCACUAGUACUUUUCUAGUUACUCUCUGUGGGCUGUACUUGUACUCUGGGAAUGCGGAAGUAGCAUGUUCCCGGGAGGGGCAUAUGUGCACUGUCAACAAGUGGUGCUGGUCAUAGUGCUGGCAGGCUUAAAUAAUAAAUGA
Messenger RNA from Coregonus clupeaformis (lake whitefish), 2687 nucleotides. Its product is annotated as fibroblast growth factor receptor homolog 1. The transcript is spliced from 12 exons. The record is from RefSeq and is a predicted model, not a curated record. Gene Ontology annotation, molecular function: transmembrane receptor protein tyrosine kinase activity; ATP binding. Gene Ontology annotation, cellular component: signaling receptor complex. Bases 96 to 1526 code for a protein of 476 amino acids. Gene Ontology annotation, biological process: multicellular organism development; cell surface receptor protein tyrosine kinase signaling pathway; positive regulation of kinase activity. Lineage: Eukaryota; Metazoa; Chordata; Actinopteri; Salmoniformes; Salmonidae.